CUCCUUUCCUUUUGUCUUUCUUUAUCUCAUUUUUAAGAGGUUGUGUUUUUUUGUUUGUUUGUUUGUUUGUUUUUUGGUGAUGGAAAAGGAUGUUGGUUUUUCUCAGAACAAGGAGCUGGAAUUGAGGUACAGAUCAAUAGCAUCCUUGUUGAAGUGGCUGUCACUUGAAUUCUUUGGAAAUCAUUGGAGAAAACAGAAAGAAACUGAAACGUCUUUGGUUCUAGCAUACAGCAAAGUAGAGAAAACAUAAGAAUCCCUGUCUUCAUGGACUUUACAUUCUAGUAGGGAAAAUAUAUAAAAACAAAAUAAGUAAAAAAAACCAUAAGGUAUGUUAAUUAUGAAUGAAAAUGAAUAAAAUAAAUACUGAAAGGAGAUGCGGAAUGUUGGAAGAGAACUGCUGUUUUAAGUAGAAACAUCAGGGGAAGCCUCACCAAAAGGUAACAUUUAGGUAAAUAUCUGCAGGAGAUGAAUGAAUGCAACAAGUAAAUAACUGGUCUAAAGCAUUUCAGGCACAGGGAACUGCCAAUUCAAAGGCUUUGAAGUAGGAAUUUACUGGUCUGCUCACCUAACAGCAAGAAUGGCAAAGUGGCUGGAGCAGAGGGCAAGAGAAUAUUAGGAGGUGAGCUUGAUAUGUAACGGGGACCAGAUCAUGUAAGAAGAUGUAGGCCAUUGAAAAGAACUUUGUUUUUUCCUCUGAGAGAAAAUGUCAUUAGGAGAUUUUUUUCCAAAGAGGUGACAUAAUCUGACAAGACAUAUUCUGAAUAAAUAGUAAAGAUCACUUGCAUGUGUUGAAUUUUGAAGUGAUAAAGAAAUAUUCAAGAGAAGAGUUCUUAUGUAUAGUUGGAAAGAGCUACAGCUCAAAUGAAAUCCAGAAGAGUCAUUGGUCAUGAUAGGGAAGACGGAUGUUCAAUAAAGGUUUACUGGACGUAUAUUUGUAUAAAUUUCUAAUCUUUAUUCAGUGACAUUAGAAGAUAGUGACUUCUAUAUAGUUAAAAGGAGGUUGGAACCCCAGGCUUUUGAUCAGUCUGCCACCUGAUUUGGCCUGUCACCUAUCCAAAAUCACUACCUGUGAAAAUAUUACAAAGACGUAUUUCAAUUUCAGAGCUAAACAACCUCUAAUUUUAAUUACUCUUUCAACAAUAAUGCUUUACAAUUGUGUUUCCUUGUAUUUUAUAACACCAUGUUUCUAUUUUGCCCUUAACUGAGAAAUCUCAAGUAUUUAACCUCUUCGGUAUGAUGCAUAGUUCAUAUUUUACAUCAGGUCUUUUAGUUAAAGUGAACACUAUGUUUUUGAACAAAAUGUGCUAUUUUUCUUAUGAAGCAAUUGAGGCAAAAUAAGAACAAUAACAAUUCCUUCAGGGGCUGAAUAAAGCACACUUUAAGCCACAUGGAUUUGAUAAUAUAAAGCAGAAUGUUUCAUAAUUCUUAUUUCACUUUUGUUCUUCCCACAUAUCUUUAAGCCAGUUAAAUCCUCCUGGAUUUCAGCAGCCUUGGGGCAACUAUCCCAGUUCCUAAGCUAAAAUUUAUUUACCUCAGACAAAGUUCAUGAGUCCCAGUCGAUUCAACCACCUUGGAACUUGGACUCUCUCUACUGGUGCUAUGUUUUGUUAUCUUGGAUAAUUAAGAGUGCUGCCUUUGUUUCCCAAUUUUUAACUUUCAACACAUAACUGAAAAACUCUCAGAAAGCUGAUCUAUCCAAGCUAAUCAUCUCUGAAGAAUUGCAGACUCAUUCAGUACUAAAGCAAAUCUUUCUUCUAUGUGAGCCCAAAAUAAGGAAAAACAGCCUGUCAAACACCUGUAAAGAGAUGGCUAUCAUCAUAUGGAAAUUUGAAGAGCUUCUAUGUGGCACAUUCAUGAUCCAAAUGGGAAUCAACUGUCAUGAUAUCCCAGAAGGCCUUAUAACAGAGUAAACAAGAGGGAAAAUUAUAACAGCUUGUCACCUGUGUUUGCACACUAGACUUCAGUGUAGUUACUAUAAAAGAAGAUCCAAGGAAAAUAUGCAGAUAGUUCUUUGAAAACCCCAAAAUUAUGUGCAGGGGCUCAGACCAAAGCAGGAGAAAGGAAGCUAUUUUACACUCACUCUGUACAACCCAUUGAUAAGUCUUUUAGAAAGAGUAGCAGUUGAUUGUGAAUUUAUGUUUUGAACCACCAUUUGGCAAAGGUAGUUGCUCUGGAAAGAAACAUGCCUGCAAAUGACACUUGUGCUGUGCCAGAUGGAGACAAUGGAGAUUUUCGAUAUUUUAUCUAUGCAGUGACAUACACUGUAAUUCUUGUGCCAGGUCUCAUAGGGAACAUAUUAGCCUUGUGGGUAUUUUAUGGCUAUAUGAAAGAAACCAAAAGGGCUGUGAUAUUCAUGAUAAACUUAGCCAUUGCUGACUUACUACAAGUUCUCUCCCUGCCACUGAGGAUCUUUUACUACUUGAAUCAUGACUGGCCAUUUGGGACUGGUCUUUGCAUGUUCUGUUUCUACCUGAAGUAUGUCAACAUGUAUGCAAGCAUCUACUUCUUGGUCUGCAUAAGUGUGCGACGAUUUUGGUUUCUCAUGUACCCCUUUCGCUUCCAUGACUGCAAACAGAAAUAUGACCUAUACGUCAGCAUCGCUGGAUGGUUGAUCAUCUGCCUUGCCUGUCUGCUCUUUCCUCUCUUCAGAACCAGUGAUGACACUUCAGGCAACAGAACCAAAUGCUUUGUGGGUCUUCCUACCAGGAAUGUCAAUCUGGUCCAAUCUAUUGCCAUGAUGACCAUUGGUGAGCUGAUUGGGUUUGUCACUCCUCUUCUGAUUAUCCUUUACUGUACCUGGAAGACAGUUUUAUCACUGCAUGAUAAAUAUCCUGUGGUCCAAGACCUUGGGGAGAAAAAGAAAGCCUUGAAGAUGAUUCUAACCUGUGCAGGAGUAUUCUUAAUUUGCUUUGCACCUUAUCACUUCAGUUUUCCUUUAGAUUUCCUGGUCAAGUCCAACAAAAUUCAAAGCUGCCUAGCCAGAAGGGUGAUUCUAAUAUUUCAUUCUGCUGCCCUCUGUCUUGCUAGUCUGAAUUCCUGUCUUGACCCAGUCAUAUACUACUUCACCACUAAUGAGUUCAGAAGACGACUUUCAAGACAAGAGAGCAUCCAACUCCAUGGAAAAUCCUUUGUGAAUAUAUGAAGUGAAUUAGCGUUAGCAAUUUUAUCUGUGAACCUAAGACACAGAGAGUAUUUGCUUGGGCUCAUCAUAAGCACUUAGUUUUGCUGCAAUGGACACUGAGUCUUGGUACUUAGAGGCAAUGUAGUUGUCUAUUUAUUAUAGUAAUCACAAUUUAUAUUCAAAUACAAUAUUUUUAUUGUAUUUUAAGUAGGAUGAACAACAUGUUAUUCUGUGAAAACAAAGUGGUAUAAACAUGGAAUCAUUUUUAUCUUUCAUGUGUGAUUAUACAGUAAGGUUUGAAGACUUAAAUAACUAUUUCCUACAUUUAAGUGUCAUUAUUAAACAUCAUCUGACACACCUAUUCAUAAAAUGAAUAUUCAAACUCAAGCUUCUGGUAUGUUUAAAGUAAGAACAGGAAACAAAUACACAUACAGUAAUUUCUAUGACUGUAUAAGAUGCCAUAUUGAAUCUACCAGGUCAGAUACCUUGCCAAAAUACAUAUGAUGUGACCCAAAUUGCCUCUAUAGGGCCAGAACAGAUCCUAUAAGUGACAAUCACAGUUCUGGUUCUCUUGAACUAUUUCUAAAGAACACCUAUGGAAAUGUAUUGACCUGCCUAGAAGAGAGAGUUUCCACCAUGCUUCUAGACUAACAUUGAAUAUCUCUGACAGUUUUCUGGUCCAGUUUUACCCCAGUCAUACCAUUGUGAGGCCUGCACAGCCUACCUCCCAGCAGCUGGGGAAGGAGAUUCAUCUUUUGGGAAAAAGUGCAGAAGACUAAGAAUAGUAAUUAAAUCUGAGGUUUUAAAUAUUAUAGUACUUUGAAAUAUGUUUUAACAAAAAUCUCUAACUUUAAAAAGUGAUUUACUUAAAAUCUGUGCACUAUAUAAUAAAGACACAUGCUACUACUCAUCUGGAAGGAAUGUGGGAAUCAACCAAGGGCUCCAUCAUAUUUUUAUAAAAAGGAGUUGUUUUAUGCACAUAAUUAUGAUACUAAUAUGAUUGGAGGAGAAACUGGUAAAAUCAAAAUUAUUUCUAAUAUCUGAGAGGAAUGGAAGAUUUUCUAAUGUUUUCUCUGGACAAGUAUUGAUUUUGCAUGUACUUUA
Molecule: messenger RNA, 4225 nt
Organism: Lynx canadensis (Canada lynx)
Lineage: Eukaryota; Metazoa; Chordata; Mammalia; Carnivora; Felidae
Gene: GPR174
Product: G protein-coupled receptor 174
Exons: 4
Coding region: 2183-3142 (319 amino acids)
Biological process (GO): phospholipase C-activating G protein-coupled receptor signaling pathway; positive regulation of Rho protein signal transduction
Cellular component (GO): membrane
Molecular function (GO): G protein-coupled receptor activity
Source: RefSeq, a predicted model, not a curated record